ACCUUCAGCCAAGUUCAUUCAACAGUCGACCACCGUUAGAAUGAGACCGUAUCGAGGGCUAGAGCUGUGGCUGGGACUUUCCAUCCUAAGUGUUCUAAACAGCAGCUGCUGCUCGACGACAUUCGAAGAUAAGCUGAAGGAAUUCGAGGAGAGAAUUUCAGCACAGUUUAAUCAGUUGAGUGAGCAGAUUAAGUCGAUAAAAGAACAACAAAUCAUUCUACGCGAAGAACUCUCCAAAAACACCGGCGCCUACUACGCGUCUUGCCGAGCGGUUCCCUCAAACUCCAGCAAUCUGCACAUGAUCCGUCCGCGGGCCGGCAUCACCCUGCCCUUCAUAGCCUACUGCAAUCAGCGCAGCUCGCUUGGAUCCGGCGGCUGGAUCGUGAUUCAUCGUCGCUACAACGGGCAGCUGGACUUUGAGCGCAGCUGGCAGGAGUACAAGGAGGGCUUCGGCGAGCCGGACGAGGAGCACUGGCUGGGGCUGAAGAAGAUUCACGGGAUAACGCGGUCCGGGGAGCACGAACUGCUGGUGGAGUUGCGGGACUUUGACGGAACGAGCAAGUACGCGCUGUACGAUGGAUUUGAGGUGUCGGAUGAGAGGACGAAUUUUACUUUGAGCUUGGGAAGGAUGAGCCGGGGAACGGCUGGGGAUUCGAUGAGGGUGAGCGAUGGGAUGCAGUUUUCUACGCCGGAUCGCGACAACGACCGGGACGGGAACAAAUCUUGUGCGGAGUUUUAUAGGAGCGGAUGGUGGUUCAAUUUCUGCAUGGAAGCAAACCUUAACGGAUUGUACAAGCAGAAGGACGACCAGCACCAGACUAUGAAUUGGUACCGAUUUAGGAAGGACUACCAGGGAUUGAAGGAAGCUACCAUGAUGAUUCGAGAGAAAUUAGAUGUAAAUUAGGACUAAAUAAAAGCAAAAACUGUGUUGUUUGUCCAA
This is a messenger RNA of Culex pipiens pallens (northern house mosquito), 940 nucleotides long. Its product is annotated as fibrinogen-like protein 1. Bases 41 to 904 code for a protein of 287 amino acids. The record is from RefSeq and is a predicted model, not a curated record. Lineage: Eukaryota; Metazoa; Arthropoda; Insecta; Diptera; Culicidae. The transcript has 5 exons.